Dermacentor albipictus is the source of this 1370-nucleotide messenger RNA. RefSeq names its product isochorismatase domain-containing protein 2-like. The record is from RefSeq and is a predicted model, not a curated record. NCBI's taxonomy places the organism in Eukaryota, Metazoa, Arthropoda, Arachnida, Ixodida, Ixodidae. Gene Ontology annotation, cellular component: cytoplasm.
GUUGCAAACAGACAACUAUGGUCCAUAAGACAACUAUGGCGGCGCAAACAGCUGUGCGAAAUGUGGGUCGCCUGUCGCCUCAGAAAACGGCGAUAUUCCUCUGCGACAUGCAAGAGAAGUUUCGCAAGACCAUACAGUACUUUCCGCAGAUUGUGGCCGUCUCUCAACGGCUGCUCAAAGCCGGGCGCGCGCUUGACAUGACCGUCAUCGUCACCGAACAGUAUCCGAAAGGUCUGGGCAACACCGUUCCGGAGCUGGGACUUGCCGAGUUCCCGGACAUCAAGCCAAUCGAGAAGACCCAGUUCUCCAUGAUGACCGCUGAAGUAACCAAGACGAUGCAAGAAAAAGGGCUCGACUCGGUUGUUCUGUGCGGGAUCGAGGCGCACGUCUGCGUCCAGAACACAGCCCUGGCGCUGCUAGAGCGAGGCUUCAAUGUGCACAUCGCUGUUGAUGCCUGCUCUUCGCGCACCAUGGUCGACAGAUUCUUCGGCUUUGAACGUAUGAAAGCGAGUGGAGCUUGGCUGACCACAAGCGAGAGCGUCAUCCUCAGUUUGCUCGGCGGCUCAUCACACCCAAAGUUCAAGGAAGUCCAGAAGCUCAUCAUGGAGUCGGCUCCCGACAGUGGCCUGCUUGGAUUUGCUCAGAAGCAGACGAGUGCUUUAUAGAAAGGAAACCAUUUGACGCGUUAAUUUUACACUGCCUGCAUCCUCCACUGCAUUUAUGUAGGAGCCGGAAGUGUGGCCGGAAGUGUAUACUACAGUGGCCCAUUCUACAAGGAUAGUAUACUAGCGCAGUUUUCUUGUUUUACUUAGCCAAUGCGAAAUUGGCAGCACGAGUGGACAUUUUCGGCGUUUUUCGAUCUCGAAAAUGGGUGGCUACGUGUCUAGAUAUCGGAACUGGUAACAUGCUCCCAGUGACAUCUCCAUGUUGAAAAAGAAUGUGCAUGGUUGGGGAAACACCAAUUUCUAUUACCAUCAUUGAUAUGCUGUUGAUGAGAAUAGCUAUGUGAAUUUCAUAAGUAGUUAUUGCUCUUUGCAGGGUGCUACACAACACACGAGAUGUCCCUGAGAAAUAAAUAUGCAAGCCAUGACAGCCUAUUUUGUUGCAUCCUACAGAUUCUUAACCUAAACAAACGGGCCAUUGGUGACCCAUGUAAAAAAAUUGUAUUAAAUCAGCAAAUAACAACGGAAGCCUUUGUCACAUUAAUUUGCUUUUCCUGCUGGCUCAGGCUUUUUAUGAAAUGUGCAGUUUGGAUAGGCCUAGACCUAGAGCAAUGCCAAUUUUGUGGGCCUUUUCGAGAUUGUGUUGUUGAACAAGUUGCUUGUGUAUGUUGAAAUAAGCAAUAAAGCUGCAAUGUUUUGCAUAAUACA